Molecule: messenger RNA, 4608 nt
Organism: Pelmatolapia mariae (spotted tilapia)
Lineage: Eukaryota; Metazoa; Chordata; Actinopteri; Cichliformes; Cichlidae
Product: UPF0524 protein C3orf70 homolog B
Exons: 2
Coding region: 415-1293 (292 amino acids)
Biological process (GO): nervous system development
Source: RefSeq, a predicted model, not a curated record
UUUGUGGACUCCUCCCGUUGUGUGAUGAAGUUCAGAUGCGCGCCGUUGUUCCGUACGCGCGUCACCAGGGGCACAGAGGAGCUUCCCGACGCGAGGGGUGGAUGGAGAAAUGUGUGGAUCACGAUCACGGGAGGCUUUGCACAUGACAUUACCCACCCCUUGCCUCCUCGUUUGACUGACGCCCUUCGACUUUUACAGGAUAUGCCGCCACCCUUUGUGUAAACCGAGCUGCUUUGGAUUCACACAUCCAGCCACCGUGUUUCGUUUCGCGUCUGUCUUCCAGCAGAGAAGCUCUACGGGGCGGCUCGGACCGUAAACAUCGCCUCGGUCCCUGGCGUUUAUGUUGUAGGUUACUCAGAGGAGCCUGAGUGCGUGUUUUAUUUUUUCCCCCCCUUUGAUACAGGAAAUGUUGGCAUGGCUGCCUCGGGAGCACAUAAGUGUCCGAAGAGCGAGAAGUUGGACGAGGCGCAGGCUUUGGCCAAGAGCUGCGCUGGGAGACCAGAUUUCCUGCCUUGUGAUGGACUCUCCAUUUGCGCCACGCACAGUCACGGGAAGUGCUUCAAGCUGCACUGGUGCUGUCACUUGGGCUGGUGUCACUGCAAGUACGUGUACCAGCCCAUGACCAAUGUGUGCCAGCUGCCCAGCACGACCGUGCCGCCUGUUGGCUCAGAGUACAGCAGCACCAUCGACCUGUCCGUCUCUCUGGCCGAGCGCUUCCUGAAACUCGCCCCUUGCUUCAAGUCCCCGCCUCACCUGGAGUCCCCGAAGUACUGCGUGAUCGCGGACCUGUUUGUGGACGACUACAUCGUCAAACGUAUCAAUGGGAAGAUGUGCUACGUGCAGCGUCCCCCGCCUCCUUUGCCAGAGCCGCCUCGUCCUCCUACGCCCCCACCACCUGCUCCAGCUACACCUACGGUUCCCGAAAAUCCCAGCCAGGCUCAGCAACCGCCCAAACCGACACCGUCAACCCAAAACGCACCUGCACCUGUGCAGCCAGUGCAGCAGGUAUAUGGUGAACACAAACACCCCUCCCCACUGGAUAAGGUAAAAGGUCCCAAAAUGGACCACUGUUCCUCUCCGUCAAGCUCCGAGGACUCCGGCAUCAACGCCCUCGGUCUCCACUAUCUGGAGUCCUGUGAGGAGGAGAGCGAGGAGGAGGAGGAGGAGGAUGACGAGUUGAGCACAGAUGGAAACUCCAGCCCUGGGAGCCUCUGGGAUCAGGAUGACUGUUCUCUGCUCUCUCCCUCCAAGUCUAUGAUAGAAAUCAUCGAAAAGAUUGAAACAACUGUGUAACUGACAUGGCAUCAAGGUGGAAUUGAUCUAUAAGGAACAUCUACAGAGCAGAAGCUUAUUAUUGAGAAUAACUCUCAAGGAUUUAUGACAUAUGGACCAGUAGGAAACAAACCCCUCUCUAACGCUUCAGCAGGGCUUCGCCCGGUUGUUUUGGGAUGAAUUUGUUUUCCUGCAGGUGGCCGAGGACAGCGCACCUACAAUCUGAAACAGCCUCUCCUCUGCCCGCAUCCUCUGCACGGAUUGAAUUUGCUGAACUUAUUACAAUAAAGACGGAAGCACAAGAAUAUCAAGAACAUGCACAGUCUACCAAAAAGACCUCCUUUACAUGGUCGUGUGGAGAAAAAUCAAAAAUACAAAAAAGAAUCUAGAGUAGGUGCACAUCAGAGGAAAUAGGAAAACAAGAAAAGGGGGACACUUUUUUUUGUGACACUUCUCUUUAGGUAUAUAUUACUGGAGCUAAAUUAUGUAUGAACCAAGGUGGUAUGAGUAUGUUUCAUGAUGAUAAUGAGCAGUUAGGUAAUUAUUGUGUUCUCCAGUCAGUCAGUCUGUCAGACUUCGGUCCAAUUCAGCAUUCGAGUGGCAGAUAAGCAUGCCGUCCCUUGUUCUCCGGUCAGUGACUCCACCCACACAUAUUAGUAAUUCUGACUCUUCAGCGUAAUAACCACAAGGCCAGCUACCUCUCGUGGGCCUAAAGCACACCGGCCUUUUAACCCCUUAAUUACUCAGCUCUGAGCUGCUCAGAGCAGGCACACCUGCUUUUAUCGCAUUAUUAAAAAGAUUUGUGGCCCACAGUUUGUCUGCACUUUACUGACACCAUCACGGGCAGUAGGGUAGGUAGGUCAGUGUUUGACAAUCAAGAAUUACACAGAAGCACAUUCCUAUACUGAACCUGCCAGUGAAGACCAAGGAUACCCUUAUACCUUCUAAAAAAUGUCUCAGACUUUACAGAAAAUUCUUCUGACCACCUUUUCUGGUCAAGCUGAACUGAACGGCAGUCCCGUUAAGCAAAACAUGACUUGCACUGACCUCUAUUAGCAGCCAAGAAAUUGAAUAGCAUGGACGCGUCUCCAGUACAGCUGCAGUGACAAGGAGGGAAGUUGUCACAGUAGACACAAGUGAGACAAAUAUCGCUGAGGGAACAUAUCUAAUUUAUAAUCUUAUAUUAUAAUAAUAAUAACAAUAAUAAUAAUAAACCUACAUUGUUAACUAGUUUGGGGACUUUUGAGAAUGAAAUGCCUUUUUCGUGAUGACCAAAAGGGGGGUCUGGGGAGGUCAUUCAUUUUUGACUAGUAGGUCACAUCUUAAAAGAGAUUAGAGUGUGAGAUAGGAUGCCUGAAUACCUGUUGUGAUGUUGUGAUUGGCAUAAGAAACGAGUAGUUUAUUAGUCAGAUAGUAAAAUGAAGCUGGGCGGCGUCUUUUAUUUUAAUGUUUAAAAACAUUAUUUUCCAGAGAGCUAUCAGCAAAAAUCACCACAGUUAUCACAAAUAUUUAUGGCUGCAAUGUUAUAAGCACUAGAUGUUUAAAAAAAGAUGAAGAAGAAGAAGAAAAAAAUCAUUUUGCAUGACUGCAUUCACUUGCAGGAUUCCCUCAUGUCAAACUCCAAUUAAAAACAUGCUAUCAAAGAACAAAGAAACCCUGUAUUAGUUAUUAAAACAAGGUGUUUUUAUUCAGGGACAGCCCUAGACAUUACACUGAGCACAGUCCCUCUUAAUGCAGUUGAAGAAAAAUGCAUUUGGUUCUUAUUCUUGUUAUAUUAUUAUUUUCAUAUGAAUAAAUCUUAAUGAAACUCACCUUUUUUUUCUCUUUCCUGGUUCAUCUAUUGUGGACAGCGUGAACACACUCUGUAAAAAGAAAAUUGAAAUCUGUUUUGAAAUGCACUCAAACGUCCUCCACACGACACACUGAUGAUGACUAAUGCUCUCCAGAGCUGGAGUGGGUAACAAGAAAAAAAACAAAGUAAAGUAAAGUGAGAGAUACACUCGAACUGAGUCACUAUUUCAGCUGUGGAUGUCUGAUCUAAACUGUGUUGAGGUAUGUAUCUUACAUUCCUGCCUCUGAAAGCUUUAAUUACUUUGUGCUGCACAUUUUAAACAUUUUAAAGGGGGAGGAAAAACAUCGGGAGUAGGUUGUAGUGGAAGAUUUAAGAUUGGACACAUUCUUUGCUUCAGCUUUAUGUAAGACAGAAAACACUGAGCUUGUUCGAUGGAGACAGAGACCCCCUCCCAGUUUCCUCUGGGCUUCUGUCGCAGACAGUCUUCUCCACACUUCGUCUAGCAGCAGAUUUUAUGAGAGACCAUGCAAGCUUCUUUCUCACCUUGACUGCAAACUGAGAUUGAUUUCUCCACGCUUCUUUUUCCCCUUGCAUUGUGUCUAUCGAUCCUUUGUGCAGAGAGAGAAAACCAAGGCUUGGAUGAAAUGCUAAUCAGUUUAUAUAAAUGUACAUCCACUAUUCUGCCCAAAGAUGAAGAGGAGAGGAGUGGAAUUGAAUGCUGGAGAGCAGAUGGCAUAGAGUGGGAGAAGAAGAGGAAAACCUGAGAGAGAAUUUGUGGAGGGAGUACAGGAACAGGCAAGAGAUGUGGAAGCUCAAUUAGCGGGAUGAUGAUGAUGCAAGCACAUGUAAAGUCGUAGGAUGGACUUCAUGUGUGCAUACGAGUGUGUGUGUGUGUGUGUGUGUGCGCGCGCUCGGGUCUGUGCAGGCGCACACACAUUUUGUAUGGCGUUAUGAAAUAGUUCCCGUUUUUUUCAAAUGGUACAGAGAGAUUGCAUGAAGAGAUCACUGUUACUGUUAAUCCCUCACAGCAAAGUCAUUCGAUUGGCAGGAACCAUUGAGCAGUGACGGCACGCUAACACACACACACACACACACACACACACGAAGUCACACACCAAAUGAAAAAUAUGCCCUUGUUCAAGGACUGCUUCACAGGCCAGGUUGGCACAGCUUGAGUCACACAAGCUGUAGAGGAAUGUCAGUUUCACUCUUUCCAUUCUGAUGUUUGCACAACCACAUUACUUUCCUAAGGAGACGUCCUUUUAAUUUCAUACAACUCCAUUUUCUCUACAGGGGGCAAGACAAAACAAGCAGAUCCCCAAUACUUAAAAGAGGUUUCAAGUUACAAAAUGAAAACAUGACCAGCAGGGACUCACCUGAGUAGGAGGAGAAGGAUUUUAGAAAUACAUCAAAUACAUCUGCUCUCAUGGGGAAUCCUCAGAAACUUAUUAAAAAUGUUUCUUUAAAAUAGAUGCUAACCUUUUUUUGUGUGUAACUGCAAGCAAAUUAGAAGCAUCACUCCCAGAUACCUCUGUUUAUAAUCU